This is a messenger RNA of Racocetra persica, 558 nucleotides long. The record is from the annotation of a GenBank genome assembly. Lineage: Eukaryota; Fungi; Glomeromycota; Glomeromycetes; Diversisporales; Gigasporaceae.
GAACGACAACGUUCUAUCGAUAGUUUUAAUAAAUCAAAGUUUUGGAAAGUUGCAUUGAUAUCAAUAAAGACAGGUGGCCUUGGAGUCAAUAUGUAUGGUGCCAAUAGAGUAAUCCUCGUCGAUGGUGAAUGGAAUCCAAGUUUCGCAGAGCAGGCUAUUGGAAGAGUAUAUAGAUAUAAUCAAAAAAAGGCUGUAUUUGUGUAUCGGUUUGUCACAAACGGGACCUUUGAAGACAAACAGUUUAUCCGUAAUGUUCACAAAAUGGGUCUUUCAUUGCGUGUAGUUGAUCAAAGAAAUUUAAGCAGCAUGUUGUCAAAACAAGAUGUCAACUCGGAUUUCUAUAUAAUUCCCGAUUCAACUAUUGCAUGCAAACUUCCAGAGAAUCUAGAUUUUGGAGAUAAAGUUCUCGAAAAUAUUGCUAAACGCAAUCGCGACAGAAUUAUUGACAUUCAACGAAUGAACGUGUAUUUUAACGAAGAUCAAUAUAACUUAGAUAAUGAAGAUAAACUUCAUGCAGAAAGACUGCUAGAAGAAGAAAAAAGUCGGCUUCAAAUUUAA